This is a messenger RNA of Aspergillus clavatus NRRL 1, 1734 nucleotides long. RefSeq names its product tRNA 1-methyladenosine methyltransferase subunit GCD10 (gene trm6). Lineage: Eukaryota; Fungi; Ascomycota; Eurotiomycetes; Eurotiales; Aspergillaceae. Gene Ontology annotation, biological process: tRNA methylation. The coding region runs from base 1 to 1734 and encodes 577 amino acids. Gene Ontology annotation, cellular component: tRNA (m1A) methyltransferase complex; nucleus. The record is from RefSeq and is a predicted model, not a curated record. The transcript is spliced from 2 exons.
AUGCAUUCGUACAUCCGUCCAUACCAGCAUGUCGCUUUGCGACUGCCUUCCGAAUUGACGAAGAUUGUCAGAAUUGUGCCGAAUACAGUAGUCUUUCUCGGAAAAUAUGGCAGCUUCCCCUCCAACCAGAUCAUCGGGCGCCCGUUUUAUCUGACUUUCGAGAUUACCGACGCUUCGGGCGAGGACAAUGAUAACUGCCUUCGCAUCGUUCCUCCGGCCGAGUUACAUGCGGAGACGCUCAUCGCCGAUGGCGAGGGCGAUGGCGACGAGGUCGACGUUAACGAGGAUGGCACCCCGAUGCGGACCAAUCGUGAGAUCGUCGACGAUGCAUCAACACAGAAGAUGACGUUGGAGGAGAUUGAGGCGUUGAAAAAGGUUUCCACGGGCGCGGGACGAGAAAUCAUUGCGAAACUCUUGGAGUCGCAUUCCGCGUUGGAUCAGAAGACGGCAUUUUCGCUCGCCAAGUACACAUUGCGGAAACGGAAGAAGUUCCUGAAGCGAUUCACAGUCUUACCCCUGGAUGUCAGCAUGUUGACGAACUACUUUUUGGAAGGAAAAGAGGCGGCGAAAACGAUGGAGCUCCGUGACGAAUCGAUAGGGCUGAUCGGGUGCUGGGGAAAUGUGCACCACGGGGGAAAUACAUCGCUGGAGGGGGCCAUUGGGUCGAAACCGAACGGUCGCUACCUUGUGGUUGACGAAACAGGAGGCUUGGUUGUUGCAGCGAUGGCCGAAAGGAUGGGUAUUCUUUACCCUCAUGACGCGGAGGAUGAGGAGAACGAGGGAUCCAACAACGAGAAUGGCGAGAACGCAGAACAACCAGUCUCGAAUUCUAUGAACCAUGCUCUGGCUCGACGUCGUCACAUGGCCGCUGUAGGGAACACAAUUACUGUUGUCCAUGCAAACAAGCAGCCUAGUCUGGCCUUGCUGAGAUACUUCGGCUAUGACCAAGACAAUCCCGACGAGUCUCAUCCACUGUACAAGCACAUGAAAACAGUAUCGUGGAUGCAACUACUGGAUCCGCAGGCGGAUACUAUCUACGCGAACGAGCCCACACUGAUUCCCGAUGAGACUCUAUCCACAUUUAAGACGAACAAACGCAGCGCAUAUUACAAGAAGCGGAGUCGAUGGGAACGGGUACGGCGGGUUGUCAACGAGACUCGGGCCGGUGACUUUGACGGCCUCAUCGUUGCGACGCUCAUGGAACCAGCCAGUGUGCUGAAGCACACCGUCCCGUUGCUCGCCGGCUCUGCUCCAGUUGUGGUCUAUUCACCCACCAUCGAGCCUCUGACCGAAUUGGCCGAUUUGUACUCCACUCCGAGACGGACAGCAUACAUUACUCGGAAACGAGAAAUCAUCGCCCAGCAUGACCGGCUGCUCCAGGAAUUAGAGGAGCAAAAGACGGAGGACGGGGAAGAGAAGGCAAAACUCCCAGAACCCGACUUCACAGAUCUCGACAAAGAUUUCGCGCUGGAUCCGUCUCUCUUGCUUGCGCCCACCCUCGAGACUUCUCGGGUGCGCACGUGGCAAGUCCUCCCUGGCCGCACGCAUCCACUGAUGUCGGGACGCGGCGGCGCUGAAGGCUACAUCUUCCAUGCCAUUCGUGUAUUACCCUCUCACCAGAUAAUCCAAGCCGCUGGCAACCCAAGCCGGAAGAAGAGGAAACUCGCUGUCACGCAGGAAUCUGCGACUCCGGCGGAGAGUGGCAGCGGCAUGGAUGUUGAGAUGCAGUCAUGA